CUAUUAUUUCCUCACCACGCGCAGGCACCAACAGGGGAGGCGGAACUUAAAACAAGCCUUACAGCUCAGCUAUAGUCCAUUUACAAAUGCGGUUCAUCUCUCAGUGAGCAUUUUUCUUUUACUACAAACUACAAGAGAUAAUUGAGUGCGCGUGAUUAUCUUAGAGAUAAAAAAGAGAAGAGACCGAGGAGUCAAGAAAAGAAGAGGAUAGCGUUCAGAGUAAAGUAAAGAGGUGUAAAUAUAUAUAAUUAAAAGCGGAAUUAAUUCACAGCGUGGCACUCGACUCAACUGAUACCUGAGGGAGCAGACUGAGAGGACCACACACAGUGUAUCAUAACUGCUACUUAGAGCAUGGAGCCAGACCAAUCAGAGAUGAGCAUCUUAGGACACUCGCCCAAUGGGAAAGGUCACGACCUAGAAGAUGACGCGUAUGUGCCCAUGAAGACCAUGGCAGAGGAAUUAGACACAAAUGGUACUCAAAACGUCAGGUUUGAUGAUCCUGAUGCCAUCCUGGAGAAUGAGGAGUUUCUGCCCAACGGAGAUGGGAGGAAGCCCAUGCGCUUCACAGAUUUUGAGGGAAAGACGUCUUUCGGCAUGUCUGUGUUCAACCUGGGGAAUGCUAUCAUGGGCAGUGGAAUUCUGGGACUGGCUUAUGCCAUGGCCAACACUGGCAUCCUCCUCUUCCUGUUUCUUCUGACUGCUGUGGCAGCUCUGUCCUCCUACUCAAUUCACCUGCUGCUCAAAUCCUCUGGCAUUGUGGGAAUCCGAGCUUAUGAACAACUAGGCUAUAGAGCCUUUGGCACUACAGGCAAGAUGGCCGCCGGUAUCGCCAUCACACUACAGAACAUCGGAGCCAUGUCCAGCUACCUGUACAUCGUGAAGUCUGAGUUCCCAUUGGUCAUCCAGGCCUUCAGUAGAGCAGACCCCACGGCUGAUUUGUGGUACCUGAAUGGGAACUACCUGGUGAUCAUGGUUUCCAUUAGCGUCAUCCUUCCUUUGGCCCUGAUGAAGCAGCUGGGCUACCUGGGCUAUACCAGUGGUUUCUCCCUUAGCUGCAUGGUCUUCUUCCUCAGUGCGGUGAUCUAUAAGAAGUUCCAGAUCCCCUGUCCGUUUGAGGAGUUCUCUGCAGCCAAUCACACGGUCCCUCACCUGGACAUCCACCUGAACGUCACUGAUAACCACGCUCUCCAUGAUAACGGUCUGGUGCACGAGGUGGAUGACUCCCACUGUGGUGCAAAAAUGUUCACCAUGAACUCUCAGACAGCAUACACCAUCCCCAUCCUGGCCUUUGCCUUUGUGUGCCAUCCUGAGGUUCUGCCUAUCUACACUGAGCUCCGAAACCCUUCUCAGAGGAGGAUGCAGCAUGUCUCCAACCUCUCCAUCCUGGUGAUGUACACCAUGUACUUCCUGGCUGCUCUCUUCGGCUACCUGACCUUUUACGGUAAGACUGAGCCAGAGCUGCUACACACAUACAGCAGAAUCGACCCUUAUGACACGCUGAUCCUGUGCGUGCGAUUGGCUGUCCUCACCGCUGUCACACUGACUGUCCCCAUCGUGCUCUUCCCAGUGCGCAGGGCCUUGAACCAGAUGUUUUUCUCCAGUAAAUCGUUUAACUGGCUUCGUCAUGUGGCUAUCGCCAUCACCCUGCUCUCCUUAAUCAACAUUCUGGUCAUCUUCGCCCCCAACAUCCUGGGAAUCUUCGGCAUCAUCGCGGCUCUCUGUUUUGAUAAUAUCUCCACUGUGUCUGGCUUUAAAACACAACACUGUCAGGUGCCACAUCUGCCCCCUGUCUCAUCUUUAUCUUCCCUGCCGUCUUCUACAUCCGCAUUGUGCCUAAGGAGCAGGAACCCAUGUUUUCCACCCCCAAGAUACUGGCUGCCUGUUUCGCUGCUCUGGGCGUCGCCUUCAUGACCAUGAGUUUGAGCUUCAUCAUCAUUGAUUGGACAACAGGGAGCAGCAACUCUGGCGGUGGCCAUUAGAGGCCAUCCUCUGCUCUUCGCAUGCCGGGGUCAUCUGGGCUUUAAGGGGAUGCCUAGGUGUGUGUUUAGAACUGUUUUCAUGUAAUUGAUGCACUAUCCCCUCCGUGGUAGAGCAAGGGUCAAGGCUAGGCUUCAGUGAGGUUGGGGUUAGGGAGGGGGAGACAUAAUCAACCCGCUGGGCAAAACCAUGCUGAGCAUUUCAGUCCUCUUGAGACUAAAGACUCGGACAAAACAUUCUGUACUACUGUAAAGCAGUAGAGAACUUAUUUGAACAAAAUGUUUCAUAAUCACUGUAUGUAGGCCAUCACAGAGGAGUGCUUUUACAUGAAUCAUCAGGACUAAACAGGGUAUUUUUUUUAAAUCAUGCUGAUUAUUAUUAUUUAUCAGUGGGAUAGUGCAUCCAAGUCAAUCCAUAAUGGACAAUCCAGAAGAAAGAAACUCAUGCUGGUUCUCCCUCCUUCAUUCCCUCUCUCAUUCCUUCCAUCCUUCCAUCCUUAUCGCUUUCCAUCCACCUGUUUCUUUCUCCCUGACCCCUGUAUUCAUGUGAACUGCAGCUACAUGUACUGUAGUACUGUACAUAUGUAGAAAUGGUGGAAUCUAUAUGUAAAGAAGGCAAAGGAAGCACAUGACUACAUGAUAGGGAAGUGACUAUACAUUAUGUGUCAUAUGGUAUUUUUGUACUAUAGAAGAAAUGGUUACAUCUAUACGUUAGGUGAGUGCUGUAAAACAUACAGUCUGUGGUUCUCUUGGUAUUCCUGUCAAUCACUUUGUGCCUUCAGCACGCACGUUAACCAUCAAAGUUUACCACGCUUUUCCAAAUAUUCUAUUUGUGUGGGCAUACACAGAUUAAGUAUAUUUUUACAUGUUUUCUACCAGGAGUGCCAUUAGCCUGUGUUGUUUUAUCUGCCAAAGCUAAGGGUGUAUGUGGUUGUUGGGCUUAGUUCAGGCUUAUGUCCCAUGAUGCAUUAUGUUAUUGAACUCUUCCUGUGUCCCUGGUACCUACAGUACACUCAGAUGAUGGAAGAAUGACUCAACCAACCACACCAAUAGCCUAUACAGUGAAAUAGUAAUCUCUAUUUAUUUAACUAGAUAUAUCCCUGUUUUUUAAUUUCACAAGGUGUGCUAAUGGAGUAUUUAACUAUAUGAUCAGGUAUUUUGAUAGACUUUAUAGAUGGUAUGUACAGUCUGUAGUGUAUUGUAUGAUAUUGCAUAUUGGAGGGUUUAGGUGACAGUUGAAAGUGUAGGAGGCGAUCUUGAGGGCAAUGAGCUGAUUAAGAAGAAAAACAUAAACAGCCUUUUACAUUCAUGUUAGUUAGAUGAUCAACUGACAUCCUAGAUACAGUAUUGACAGAUUUUUUAUGAUCAAUUGUGCUUUUAUCAAUUUAAGAUUAAUGACUUAAACUUGCCUUUUUAACACUAAUAGCACAUAUUCAAUUAAUACUUAUAUUUCGACAAUGAAUUUGUAAACCCUUGUCUAAAUUCAGUACAGUUCAAAUGUACCCUGGGGUUUGGCUUACUGUUUUUGGCAUGACGAAAUAUGGAGGAAAAGUGUUUUGGUUAUGUGGUUGUGGCGUAAGGUCCGUCUAUGUUGUUGAACUAGUCUUUAUUGUGUUUUAACAUCUCUUUUCCACUUGUUUUGUGAUUGGUGGUUGAAGUUUUAGUGAAGGAAGCAAGAGUGUCACCAGUCUGGUGAUUGGCUGAUUUAUUCAUUGAUUAAUUUAGCACACUAAAUGAACUACUGUGAUAUUCCAGGCAUAGUAUGCUGAUAUCAGGACUCUAUUUCCAAAACGUGUGGCUAUAUGGCUGUAUCUCUUAAUGUAUCUGGUUUCUAAACGUAAGGUCUUGUGAUCAAGUACAGUUUUUAAUGCGUUGGCGAUGAAGUGAAGUGAGAUUGUUAGAUUUGAAUGUGAUUCGAAAGCCCCUUCUUUAGGCUUCUCAAUUUCAUAACGCAACAUUUGAUAAAUGGUUUUCAAAACAACACUGUGACAUCUGUUCUCUCAAAAAACUGGGAUAGCAUUGUAAUAACAUUGCUAUAACAUUGAUAAUUGUUGAAAAAAAACAUAAUAUAACUUAUUGAAUCCUGUUAUAGCUGAAAGAGUUGAAUCGACACAACCUGUGAAAAAUAAUUGAACCAAUGUAAAGGUUAGACUCACAAAGUGGUGGUUACUUUGUUAGUGGUGUUUGCUAAUCUCCAAUAUAUAUUUUGCCAAGUCCUACGUAUGUAAGACAAUUGUUAUUUUAUAUUUCAUUAUUCUUAUACACUGCUUCUGGUGUUGCUUUGUCUUUGUGCACAAUAAUUGAUUUACAUUUUUUAAUGAAGAAAAUAUUGUUGUGCAGUCUGUUUCUUUUACUCAACGGCUAAAAAGUUAUUGCAUGUCUCUGCCUCAAACCCAUAUUUCUCCUGGUCUUGCUGAGGCAGUGGUUGUGGUAUAAAGGAGGCAACACCUUGCCAUAGAUCAAGAACAGGCAACUCAAGUGUCUGCUGGUUGUCUCUGCUCCCUGGUACUUCAUUGAUGCAUAAUGGUCAUUGGGUUCUCAGGUCUCUAUCAGUCGCUGAGUUGAAUGAAUAAUACAACAAUAACCAGUAGACACUAUGGUCCAGCCUGUCCCUGCCAUAGACUGUGGUAUAUUACCUAAAUCCUUAGGCCUCUUCUGUCUGGGAAUGUGCCUACAGUAUACAGUAUCUAGCUACUACCAACUGCUUCUCUCUGAUAGCCCUUGCACUUCAACUUUAGAGCUUUGCUAUCACUGUUAGAAUGUCUGGGGCAACAUUCUCAACAUUUGGCAUCUUUCUCUUGUACCCAACCCAAACUAUGCAAGCCAGUUAACAUGUUGUUAUGCUCGUUUUAUCUUUGCAAUUUAUUUCUGAGGAAAUGACAGCACUAUGCGUGAAUAACAAUUUAUGUAUGAACUUUGGGCUUAUAAGGUGGCUUAUAUAAAUAAUGUAUAUAAAUGUAAACCCUUUAUAUUUGUGAUGCAUAUCUAGCUUUUAUAGUGUAAAUAGCAGGGACAGUUUCAGUCUGACAAUAAAACAAAUGUAAAAGUU
This is a messenger RNA of Salmo salar (Atlantic salmon), 5025 nucleotides long. The record is from RefSeq and is a predicted model, not a curated record. NCBI's taxonomy places the organism in Eukaryota, Metazoa, Chordata, Actinopteri, Salmoniformes, Salmonidae.